UGAAGAAAUAAACCAUUCAGCUUUGUAGUCAAUUCUUUUAUUUAUUUAUAACGAAGACUUAGCAUUUAAAAAAGAAUUUUCUCGUUCUCGAAUAAAAUUUGUUAUUACUUCUUCUUUCUAAACUCCAUUAAAUCCCUGCUUAAGUUACAACCCGGUUAAAAGUUUAGCAAUUGUGAAGACAAUCAUGGGUAUUUUGGGAACAUCAGCUAGUGAAGAGGCAGAAUUGAGACAAGCAGCUCUUGGUUCUGGUCAAUCGGGUCAUCGUCCAAGACAAUCGGUGGAUGCUUCGUCCGGAUAUACGUCGUCAGGAUAUGAAACGGCUGACGAUUACGAAUCCGAGGUUGAUGCUGGGGCCGGACAUAAUUCGGUGAAUGGUUACGAUGCUGGGAAUAUAAAAGCUAAUCAAGAUCCUUUGAAUGAUGACGUUGAUGCCAUUGGAACUAAAAAGAUGUCUGAUACUGUGAAUAAUACUAGUGAAAGUUCUUCAAUUAAAGAUCUUCCAAGUAAUUCUGUUCCUCAACGCAAUAAUGAAGAAUAUAAUGAAGAAGAAUUAAGACGUGAAUUGAGUAAUCGUACUUAUGAUGAAGCUGUUAAUGAAGAUAUUUUAAGAACUUAUUCACAACAUUCUAAACAAGCAAAUGACGGAGCUAUUGAUAUUAAAGAUUUGGAUUGGGACAGUCCAAGUGAUCCAGAUAAUCCUCAAAAUUGGCCCAAAUGGAAAAAAUGGUUUAUUACCAUGACUGUUGCUAACGUUUGUUUAUGUGUUAGUUUAGGUUCUUCUCUUUAUGUUAGUGGAGUUCCAGAAAUUAUGCAAAAAUUCCAAAAAUCUCAAGAGCUUUGUCUUUCAGGUUUAACUUUCUAUCUACUUGGUUUAGGUCUUGGUCCAGUUUUAAUGGCUCCUCUUUCUGAAAUCAUUGGUCGUCAACCUGUUUAUAUGUUUAGUUUCCCAGUUUCCAUGUUAUUUACUAUGGGGGUUGGUCUUGCUAAAAAUAUAAGAACAAUUUUAAUUUUAAGAUUUUUCUGUGGUUAUAUUGCAUCUCCUGCUUUAUCAAUUGCUGCUGGUACUAUUUCCGAUUUAUGGGGACAUUCUCCUCAAGAAAUGUCUAUUGCAGUUGCAUUAUUUUGUGUUGCUCCAUUUUUAGGUCCAGUUAUUGGUCCAAUUGUUGGUGGGUUUGCAGCUCAAGAAAAAGGUUGGGAAUGGACAAUGUGGGUUUCUCUUAUGUUUUCAGGUGCUGUUUUACCAUUUUUAUUACUUUGUCCAGAAACUUUAAAACAUAUUAUCUUAGCUAGAAGAGCUAAAAAGAGAGGUAUUAAAUUAAACCAUCCACAAUUAGAUUGGAAUUUUUUCAAAUCAAUUAUUACUGUAACUUUAUUAAAACCACUUAAAAUGUUAGUUGUGGAACCAAUUGUUUCAUUAUUAUCAAUCUAUAUUGCUUUUAUUUUUGCAGUUUUAUUUGGAUUUUUUGAAGCAUUACCAAUUAUCUUUAGAGGGGUCCAUCACUUCACUCUUGGUAAUUCUGGUUUACCAUUUAUUGCUGUUGGUCUUGGAUUAAUUGUUGGGGUUAUCUUUUAUAUUAUUUUGGAUGUCACUAUUGCAUUUCCUAAAAACCCUGACGGAACUAGAGGUAAAAGGGACGCUGAUGGUAAUCCAGUUUUUGAUCCACCAGAGAAAAAAUUAUUGGUUGGUAAAAUCGGAGCAUUUUGUUUACCAAUAUCAUUAUUUUGGUUAGGAUGGACUGGUAAAUUUGAAUCAGUUCAUUGGAUGGCACCAACUGCUGCCGGAUUCCCAUUUGGUUUUGGUUUAAUUUUAGUAUUUUUUUCAGUUGUUUUAUAUUUUUCAAUGGCAUUUCCUCCAUUAUCAGUCGCUUCAGCAUUAGCUGCAAAUAAUUUAUUACGUUAUAUAUUGGCAAGUGUUUUCCCAUUAUUCACUGUUCAAAUGUAUGAUCGUUUGAAUAUUGGAUGGGCAUCUUCAGUAUUUGCAUUUAUUUCAUUAGCCAUGGUACCAUUACCAUUUAUAUUUGGGAAAUGGGGCCCAGGUUUUAGAGCCAAAUCCCAAUACGGAUAUGCAGCAUAUUUUAAACAAUUACAAGCUUCUAAAAAAACUGAAUCAGAUAAUGAUACAGCAAAUGAAUCAAGUUCUGAACCAAUUGAACGUAAAGUGUGAGUGUAUGUAAAUUAAU
Molecule: messenger RNA, 2180 nt
Organism: Hyphopichia burtonii NRRL Y-1933
Lineage: Eukaryota; Fungi; Ascomycota; Pichiomycetes; Serinales; Debaryomycetaceae
Gene: TPO4
Product: Tpo4p
Exons: 1
Coding region: 185-2164 (659 amino acids)
Biological process (GO): transmembrane transport; spermidine transport; spermine transport
Molecular function (GO): spermidine transmembrane transporter activity; spermine transmembrane transporter activity
Source: RefSeq, a predicted model, not a curated record